Messenger RNA from Peromyscus maniculatus bairdii (prairie deer mouse), 2144 nucleotides. RefSeq names its product GTPase IMAP family member 9. The record is from RefSeq and is a predicted model, not a curated record. NCBI's taxonomy places the organism in Eukaryota, Metazoa, Chordata, Mammalia, Rodentia, Cricetidae. Gene Ontology annotation, molecular function: GTP binding.
AGCAGUUUUGCUUCCUAUAGUUGAGCAGCAGGACAGACUCUCAGAGAGACCUUAAACUCUCACCACUUCCUGAAGAAGAAGAUCUGUCAUUCCUGAUCUUCAGAGCUGGUUCCCCUCAACAUGGCUGCUGAAAACACCGAGGUAAGGCUCAUUCUGGUCGGGAAAACUGGAAAUGGAAAGAGUGCCACAGCAAACACCAUCCUUGGGAGACGUGAAUUUGAUUCUAAGAUUUCUGCUGAUGCUGUUACUAAGACCUGCCAGAAAGCCUCCAGGGAAUGGGAGAGGAGAAACCUUGUGGUGGUUGACACUCCCGGGCUGUUUGACACCAAGGAGACCAUGGAAACCACCUGCACAGAAAUCAGCCGCUGUGUCCUGUACUCCUGCCCUGGGCCUCACGCCAUCAUCCUGGUUCUGGAGCUUGGACGCUUCACCGAGGAAGAACAGAAAACUGUUGAUCUGAUCAAGGGUCUUUUUGGGGAGAAAGCCAUGAAGUACAUGAUCGUUUUGUUUACUCGAAAAGACCAGCUGGAGGACCAGAGCCUUGAUGAAUUUUUAGGCCAAGCAAAUGAAAAGCUAAAGAAUAUCAUCUUGCAGUGUGGGAAACGCUACCUGGCCUUUAAUAACAAAGCAGUAGGGGCCGAGCAAGAAAACCAAGUACAGCAUCUGGUAGAACUGAUAGAGGAAAUGGUGGGGGGAAACGAGGGCUCCUACUUUUCUGAAAAGAUAUAUGAGGAUGUAGAUAAAAGGCUGAAACAAUGUCUAAAGAAUCUGGAGGAAAUUUAUGAUCAACAAUUCAAGGAUGAAAUCCAAAGAAUAGAAUAUCAAGCAGAAAAAGAAAAGAAGGCACAGAUUGAUUCUGCAAAGAGAAAUUAUGAUGAGAAAAUGAGAAACAUUAGGAAAGAGGCAGAAGAGAAUAUAUUUAUGUAUAUUUUCAAUAAGAUAAGAGAAAUGCUUUCAGAACUUUGGGACAAGUUGAGAUGGUGAAGUAAAUGACAUUUGUUCCUUGACAGUUUCAUACAUGUGUGCAUAUAGUAUGUUCUGAUUACAUUCAUGUCUUUUGUUUGGGUAUGUUUUUUGCUUUGUGAUCCACUGAGUUUAACUAGGUUCAUGUGUGUGAGAACAGGCUCAGAACAAUCUGUAAGAGCAUGGUGGGCUCACCAGGAGGAGCACAGUGGAAGGCAAUGACUCUUCCUCUCCCAGAAUCCAUCCGUGGUUAACUCCUCAGCAGGGCGGCGUAGGUUCCCAUGAGCUCCUCCUCCAUCCAGGCCCAUGGCUGAUGUGAGCUUGUGACUGCAAUGACUGUUUCUUGAGGACACACGCAGGCACACACACACACACACACACACACACACACACACACAAUUUAAACUAUUAAAAAGGACAAGUCAUUAGGAAAGCUGGCUGGAAGCUCUGUGGUGGGCCCCCGAGUUCCACCACACGUGACGGAGAAGACAUGGAUGAUCCUGUGGAAUGAAUGCUCAGUGCUGGGAAGUACAAGAUUUUUGUGAGAUGUUCUAAUCUUCAGGAAAAAACAAAAAGCAAAACCAAAAAUCCUUCACACCACCUUCCUGGGAGAAGAUGAGGUGCAGGUCUCUGAAUUAGGAGGAUGGAGGAGAUUACAGGGUCCAGUUUCCACUAACCCUAACUUCGUUCUCUAGUAACCUGGCUCUUUACAGCUGCCAUUUCUGAACUUGAAGGGCCCUUUCUUUGGGCUUCAGUCUCUGCCCCCACCUCUAGCCUUUCUGGGCUGUGAGGGAGGUCAGUGCACUCUCACCCCCCCUCCCCCUUCCCCCCAUCUCCCAGGAGUUUGGCCAAGUAUCUCAUCCCUGAUAAUGCUUUACUUUUAUACCCUGCACAGCCCUGUGGUCCCCCUAGUAGACCUGUUGGAUGUGAGGCUGCCUGUGGUGUAUAACAGCUGCGAGACCAGAGUGUUACUGUGCAGUUGAUUUUCCAUAAGCCAACUUACCUUGACUUUGAAAUCUCUGAUGCGCUGUUAAAUGGAACUAGAACACAGCCGAACAAAAAUGCACAAAGUACUUCCACAUAGUUACACAGACCCCCUCACGGCCAUUCCUGCAUUCUCAAGGAUAUUUUAAAUAACUAUUGCUUCAAAACAGCUAAUAAUAAAAAUGAGUUUGUUUUUA